AUGGAAUUUUGCCCAUCCGAUCUUUCAGAACUGAUUCGAGAUCAUGAUUUAUCAGAUUAUCAAUUACAGAAGUAUUGUUGUGAUAUACUUAAAGCAAUUAAAGCAUGUCAUGACCAGCACAUUGCUCAUAAUGAUAUCAAGCUAUCGAACUUUCUGAUAGACCGAUAUGGCAGACUGAAAUGCUGUGAUUUCGGUUUAUCCGCUGUUUAUGAUAGUAGCAAUCAGAAUCUCAAUUUCCGCGGAACAAUGCUAUACAUGGCACCAGAAAUUUUUAACAGAGGCAAGUAUAACCCAUUGAAAGCAGAUAUUUGGUCUAUCGGUGUAACAUUUUUCAUUAUGGCCACACAUUUCUAUCCUUUCUUCGCUAUGGAAAAAGAGAAUUUUAUUCAGAUUGUUAAAACAGGAAACUAUCCAAUGCAUGAAAUCAAGAAUUUGAAUCUCCGUAAGGUAAUCAUUGCAUGUCUUCAGUUGAACCCCGACUGCAGACCAACUGUCGACGAAUUAUUGGGAUAUGAUUUCUUUAAGAUUGAUUAUGGCAGCCCGAAUACUGUGUUCAGAGCUUCAUUGUUAGCAGUUCCAGGUAAGUCCAUAAUUAAGCCUGCUUUAAAGAAACUGAACAACCAACUGAUUAGGAGCAAGUCAACAUUGAGACUUAGAAAUAUUCCUAUCCCUAUUCAAUGA
This is a messenger RNA of Trichomonas vaginalis G3, 681 nucleotides long. Its product is annotated as MAP kinase kinase kinase protein. The transcript has a single exon. Gene Ontology annotation, biological process: protein phosphorylation. The record is from RefSeq and is a predicted model, not a curated record. NCBI's taxonomy places the organism in Eukaryota, Parabasalia, Trichomonadida, Trichomonadidae. Gene Ontology annotation, molecular function: protein kinase activity; ATP binding. Bases 1 to 681 code for a protein of 226 amino acids.